AUGACGCCAAAAGGGCUUGCUUUUGGUGUGCUGCUGUCGCUGUUCUGCGUGAUUUCUCACGUCCAGGUGGCGCAAGCAGUCAAUGCCUGUGACCCCGGCGUGUGCGACUGCUCGGGAACGUUUGUCGACUGCUACGGCGAAACCCUCACAACCAUUCCAACGGGAAUCCCAGUCGACACAACGAUGCUGAGAUUGAGCAGCAACCAAAUCACUGGCAUUGCACCCUCGGCAUUUACAGGCCUGACUGCACUGACUGUCUUGAGUCUGUCGUACAACCAGAUCACCAGCAUUCCCGUCUCUGCAUUCGCAGGCCUUGACGCGCUGACACGAUUGGAUCUGAGCAGCAACUUGAUCACCAGCAUUUCCGCAUCUGCAUUCCCAUCCCUGACUGCGCUGACUGAACUGAAUUUGCAGGGCAACCUGAUCACCAGCAUACCCGCGUCGCUAUUCACCGGCCUGACUGCGCUGCGUUGGCUUCCUCUAUCUAACAACCAGAUCACCAGCAUUGCGGCAAAUGCAUUCAAUGGCUUGAGUGCGGUGACUCUCAUAUAUCUGCAGACCAACCAGAUCACCGACCUUUCCCCAGCCACGUUUACAGGCCUGGCGGCGCUGACUGAGUUAUAUCUGAUGGGCAACCAGAUCACCAGCAUUCACGCUUCUACAUUCGCAGGUUUGACUUCGCUCGAGAAUCUGGAUUUGCAAGACAACAAGAUCACCGAGGUUCCCGCCUCAGCAUUUACGGAUCUGUCCGCACUGACUGGACUAACUUUGCAAGACAACCAAAUCACCGAGAUUCCCGCCUCCGCAUUCGCAGGCCUGACUGUGCUGGAAAUUUUGAAUCUGCAAGGCAACCAGAUCACCAACAUUCCUGAAACUGUAUUUGCAGACCUUACGGCGCUGGAAACCUUGAAUUUGCAAGACAACCAGAUCACCAGCAUUCCCGCCUCCGCAUUCGCAGACCUUACUGCGCUGCGUUCCUUGGAUUUGCAGGACAACAACAUCACGAGCAUUCCCGCCUCGGUAUUCACAGGCUUGUCUGCACUGAACGAACUGAAGUUGCACACUAACAAGAUCACUGACCUUUCCGCCUCUGUUUUCGCAAGCCUGACUGCGCUGGCUGUCUUGGAGUUGCAAAGCAACCAAAUCACCGAGAUUUCCGCAAACGCAUUCACAGGGCUAACUGCGCUGACAAAAUUGGAUCUAUCCAGCUGCCAGAUCACCAGCUUUUCCGUAGACGCAUUCACAAGCCUGACUGCGCUGCGAGAUCUGUAUUUGCACUUCAACCAGAUCACCAGCAUUCCCGCCUCUGCAUUCACAGGAUUGACUGCACUCUAUGUCUUAAUCUUGGCCUACAACCAGAUCACCAGCCUUCCCACAAACACAUUCACAGGCCUGACUGCACUGAAUACAUUAACCCUGUCCUUCAACCCGAUCACCAGCAUUUCGGCAAACACAUUCACGGACUUGACUUCGCUGUUUUUCUUAAUUCUGAACAACAACCAGAUCACCAGCAUUUCCGCAAACGCAUUCGCUGGCCUUCCUGGGCUGAAGUACCUUGUUUUGAGUGACAAUCCCUUCACCACUUUGCCUCCUGGUCUGUUCCAGGGCUUGCCAAAUGGACUUUCUUUAUCGCUUUCGGGCCAGUAUCUGAGACCUAACAACUUUACCUUGGGUGGGAACACGGUCGCUCCGCCCAGCACAUACGGCAGUGCAGACGAACCGUACCAAUGUGACACAACCUGUGCCACCUGCUACGACGCUGGGUCCGUUUCGUGUUGUGCAACCAACUGUCUGACCUGCACUUCAUCCGAUCCCUGCACUCAGUGCUAUGACGGUUAUGUGAUGCUGGGUGGAUCAUGCGUCUCGCUCGCUUCCAUCGCUUCUGCUGCCUCGACCGUCUCCGCCUCGGUUGCCUCGAUUGCCUCUGAUAUUUCCGUUGCCUCGGCGUCCGCUGCCACUGCGUCUUCAGCGUCAAUUGCAUCUCAGAUGUCCGCGUCAGCCGCCAGCGCUUCUUCUGUAUGGCAGACCUCGGCUGCAUCGGCUGCAUCCAAUGCUCCGAACGAGUCGAGCGAUGCAUCUACUGGGCAUAUUAUUGGCGGAAUGAUUGGUGGCGUGCUUGGUCUUCUCCUGUUGGUUGUGCUGGUUAUGGCCCUUCGGCGCCGUCGCUCGUCGAGCGCAUUGGCAACCACCACUAUGGCUUCCAAAUUGCGCGCAUCAGCCUCUGGCUCGGAGCCUGCUUACCAGUCGGUUGAUCAUAACAACAUGGUUGCAAACGUUGCCAAUCCAACCUAUGAAUCUUUGUCUGCUCCUAGCGACCAUGCCUUGUACGAAGACGUUGGCGCAAAGCCCCGUCCUCCCGCGAGUUCGUCGGAGCAUGUGUAUGACGACGCAGCCGUGUCUGCCCCAAGUGCAAUGCGCGCGCCAGGCAGCGGUGUCGAGUACGCCGAUCCCUCGCUGCCCAAUGCCUCGUCUGUUCGCGUGCCGCCCGUGUCUUCACCGACGACAUACGCGACGAUCGGUGUCGCACCAUCCACGCCCAGCGGAAACGUCGAAUACGCCUAA
Molecule: messenger RNA, 2562 nt
Organism: Capsaspora owczarzaki ATCC 30864
Lineage: Eukaryota; Filasterea; Ministeriida; Capsasporidae
Exons: 22
Coding region: 1-2562 (853 amino acids)
Molecular function (GO): protein binding
Source: RefSeq, a predicted model, not a curated record